This is a messenger RNA of Leguminivora glycinivorella, 3303 nucleotides long. RefSeq lists its product as uncharacterized. Gene Ontology annotation, molecular function: nucleic acid binding. The transcript is spliced from 2 exons. The record is from RefSeq and is a predicted model, not a curated record. The coding region runs from base 219 to 3104 and encodes 961 amino acids. Gene Ontology annotation, biological process: DNA integration. NCBI's taxonomy places the organism in Eukaryota, Metazoa, Arthropoda, Insecta, Lepidoptera, Tortricidae.
UCUUGUGGCUCAAAGAUACCUCUAAACCGGUAUCUCAAGACAACCUACUAUACCUUAGGUUUUGUAGAGUUCCAUUUGGCGUCAUUUCAUCACCGUUUUUGCUUAAUGCGACUAUUAAGCACCACCUGUCCAACGCAGAAGAUCAGCAAGUCAGACAGAAAGCAAAUGACAUAUAUGUGGAUAACUUUGUUUCGGGUACCGACACUACGGAUGAGGCGAUGAAACUCUACAAAAAUCUAAAAGGAUCUUUUCAAGACAUUUCAAUGUCACUCAGGGAUUGGAGUUCGAAUUCUAGGGAAUUUAUGAAGAAAGUCUCUGAUACAUGUAAAGAAGAUAAAGUAAAGGUACUUGGUUUGGAAUGGGACAUCAAAAAGGAUACUCUCCAGUUGAAACCUAACUUACAAGAAGAAGCUGUCACGAAAAGAGGAAUACUGAAAACUAUUGCAUCAAUCUACGAUCCAUGUGGUUAUGCAGUACCUUAUACCCUAUCAUGUAAACUCUUUUUACAAGAGCUUUGGAAAGCUGGAGUGUCAUGGGACUCACCAUUAUCAAGCGAACUAACGGAAGAAUGGAACAAGAUCCGACAGAACUUAGAAGCCAUUAGGAAGGUGUCGGUGGACAGAUGCUACAUGAAGACACCAGUGGGAAAAGGCUACCAACUACACUGUUUCACCGAUGCCUCUCUACAGGCUUAUGCAGCAUCAGUCUUUUUAGUUUGCGGCUCGGAGAAAAGCUUCAUUAUUGGUAAAUCCCGUCUGAUACCAAUAAAGGAUCAGGAGAGUCUCAAGAUACCCCGUCUUGAACUUUUAGGAGUACUGAUUGGCAGUAGACUGAUAAAGUUUGUUCUUAAGUUUCUCCAGCAGAAGAUAGUAAGGCAAGUCUUAUGGACCGACAGCCAGAUCGUCAUAGAAUGGUGCAAAUCUGACAAGCUAUUGCCACCCUUCGUUGCCAGGCGGAUAGAAGAGAUCAAAACAAAUAAAGAUCUGGAGAUCAGAUACCUUCCAUCAGACCUAAAUCCAGCUGACGUCGGCACCAGACCCACCUGUUCAAGAGAGGACAGGGAGAAAUGGCUGAGUGGUCCACAAUUUAUAGUUCAAGAUCCGAAGACGUGGCCAACAACUUCUGGCGGUGGACCAACCAGUUCUCUCUUGAUUGGGGAGGGUCUUGGGAUCCAAGAAGACGAAGAACUGAUGGAAAUAGUUGAUCCAGACAUACACAAUGUUAGUCCGAUGGAAACGGAGGAGAGUACAACUACAAAGGAAGUAGCGAGUCAAGACAAUGAUCAGAUGCCGGAUCAGUUACUAAAUUUGAAAGAAAUUCAAGCUGAAUACUUUCCUCUAGAGGUAGAAGGAAAGGUAACUAGUCUAAGUUUGAAUUUAGGCGUAUUUAAAGACAUAGAUGAGUUACUGAGGUGUAAAGGUCGUAUGAAACACGCAGACUGGUCAUUUGAUAAACGCUACCCUAUACUUAUACCGAAAGAUUCAGAUUUCACCAACGAAAUUAUAAUGAAGACUCAUCAAGAAAAUAAGCAUGUUGGAGUAAGUCACACGCUAGACAAGAUAAGGGAAACUUACUGGAUACCACAAGGAAGAAGCCAAGUUCAGAAGAUUUUGAGGAAGUGCUCCGAAUGUAUGAAGCAUGACGGAGGGCCAUAUAAACUACCGGAAACUCCUGCGUUACCAAAAGAGAGGGUCAAUUAUAGCUCUCCAUUCACAUACGUUGGUACCGACUAUCUGGGACCACUUCUAGUUAACAAUGGGAAUGGCAAUUGUAAAAGGUGGAUUAGCCUCUACACAUGCUUAGCCGUAAGAGCCAUUCACUUAGAAGUUGUAAAGGACUUAACUGCGGAAGAAGGUUUAAUGGCCUUACGUAGAAUGAUUUCAGCAAGAGGUGUACCUACCUUAAUAACGUCUGAUAAUGCGGCUCACUACAAGUUACUCUCAGAGAUUCUUCAGAACCCAUACUGCGUAGAGAAAGAGAUAAAAUGGAAAUUUAUACCACAAUUAGCACCAUGGCAUGGAGGAUUCUAUGAGAGAUUAGUUGGUUUAGUUAAAAACUGUAUGAAGAAAACAUUACAGAAACAUUUGUUGAAUGACACCCAGCUAGUAACAGCGGUGAAAGAAAUAGAAGCAGUUCUUAACACAAGACCCUUAACUUACGUAGAUUCAGAGCCGGAUCAUGUACUAAAACCUUCAGACUUUCUUACCAUGGGAAAGUGUAUCAUUAUGGAAACUUCAGAUAAGGAUCCUACAACGUCGCAAGGGACGGUGACUAAGGACCACUUAAUUAAAGGUUGGAAGAAAGCACGGAUAAUUCUACGAGAAUUUAAAGAGAUGUUUGAGAACCGGUAUCUCCUAAAUUUGAGAGAAAGAUAUUCCCACCAUCCUAAAGAACCUAGAGUAACAUCAAAGUUAGCACCUAAGAUAGGUCAAAUCGUGCAGAUUAAAGGUGACACGAAGAGCAGGAUAAAUUGGAAAGUUGGGAAAAUAGUAUCUUUAAAGGAAGGCGCCGACGGUUUAUGUAGGGUCGCCAAGGUACGAGUAGGAGAUACAGAGUAUACAAGAUCUAUCGCGCAUCUCUACCCGCUAGAGAUCGAAGAUGGAGAAGAGCAGUGCAAACAAACAUCAUCUUAUGACGAAAGUGUUGAAGAACCGGUGCAGCUUCCUGAUCUUCCACGUCCAUCAGGCAAGGAUGACCAGACAGUGGAAUCCCUCAACGACGUUGCUGAGACUUCAUCUGAGCAGAGAUUCACUCAUGAAGUUAGAGAUCAGCAAGAAGAAGUACAGCCUCAUGCCUCGCCAGUAGAGGGAAAGUGUUCCUCUAAACAAGCGGUUGAGUUUAUGUCUAGUGAGUUAAACGAGCCUAAGCCUAAGUCUAUGUCCGAACCAGAGCCACUCGCGGUCGUCGACCUCGAGUUUUACGACCAGAAUGAUCCCGAGUCACACCACCUAGAGGAAGUUACGCCAGAAGGACAACACGAAGAAUCAAGACCUAAGAGAGCGGCAGCUCUCCGAGCCCUUGAGAAGAUCAAGGAAUGGACCAGCAAUUUAGUCGCCGUGCUGCUGCCUGAGGCGGGGUGUGUCGCGACAGGCGCGAAUAUCUAAUGCCACAAUACGAAUUUCCUAGCGGCAACACUGAACAGCGCCCUCGUGGGUGGAACUGUGAUCUCGGUGGUAUACAACUAGCCGCCAUAAGUAAAGCGAAGCAGAUUGAAGCUCCCCUGGCCCAGGAGAAGUGGAUCAGAGAGAGCGAGGACAAAGAAUCCUUCAUAGGAGAUGAAGGUAUGUAUGCUAAGCAUUCUGU